AAACAUGUUUAUGACAUGUGCAUGCUUCAUUUGACUCAUUUGUGCUUUCAUCUGAAAAAAACAAAACAAAAUCAUAAAUCAUAUUUGUUUGUUUUUUUCUCCACUCCACCUCAUCAUUUCUUACAGGUAUCCACCACAUCUUUCAAGACAAAUCUUUCUGAAUCUUCAAAACCAAAAAAUAUUGAUUCGGCUCAAUGUCAGGUCUCUACGAGCGAGAGCCCCUCGUUGGCAAAUGAGUUAGACACAUUUUCCAUUCAAAAAUUAGAAUUGCCAAUUCCAUUUAGCUUUGACCAGAGUACAGCACAGUCUGAAAUCACACUAACUCAUCAAAGCAGCUCCCAACAGGAAAAAGGUGAUGUGAUGUCUUUCCCCAAACAAUGUGAAAAUUCUGGCUUAGUUAAACCAAGUUCAUCAAACCCAGACUCAAUUUGUCAAAAUGCCAAGGAUAUUCCAGCUGGUAAAAUCAUCAUGUUCUCAGAAUCCACUCCAACAUCAUCUGGGUCUGGGUCCCCUCAUCUUGACCAGCUACUGACAGAUCUGGAGGAGAUGAAACUUAAGUUUAGCCCAGAGACACUUGGUCCACCAUCAGAGUCUUCUGAUGAAAGCCCUGAAGAUAAUCAAAGUAACAUGUAUGAAGACCUUUCACCUGAAGAGCAAUGUCCUUCACUUUCUGAUGACACUGACCACACAAAUCUAGGAGUCACAGAUACUUAUCAUUUCCAGACAUCAAUUCAAGAUGAACCUGAAUUGCUCCCUGUUGCUCUCGAUCUGACAAGUGAAUCAUCAAAUGAUGAGUCCCUUUCAAUCCCAGAGUUUCCCCAAAGACUUUGUGAAACAGUGCAACCUCUGAACUUCGGUUUACCUCAGAGUGAGAUAUUUUCUUUGCCCGAAAUAGCUGCAGGGUGUCAUUCUUACACAGCUGAAAACAAUCUCGCAAGUCAAUGUGAGAACAAGUCUUUAAUUGAUAUAAUUCAGAGAAAAGAAGAGCAUGAAUCAGCUACAGGAUCAAAUGUCUCAAUGGAUUUGACAGAAGAAACUUUAACUCAGAUUAUUCAAGAUCAAUUUCCACAUUCAGGAGUGGCAAAGUCCGUUGACACUGUUCAGACAGAAGAGUUUUCCUCUCAGUCUUUUUCUGAUUUCUCAACUGAGGCUGAUAAUUACCCUGGGCAUUGUAGCUUUGAGGAAGUGAUCCAAUACCCUACUCCACUAAAUGGACAGUAUGAACAGUGUUCAGAACAGUCCCCAGUAACCUUUGACUGUUUUGCCUCUGAGGCCACUUCUAUAAAAGAUGCAACUUUAUCAACCACUGAUGAGGAAGACAGCAUCCCUCCAGGAUAUGCAGAGGUUGUGCAAAGUGGUGCACACAGCCCUACCUUUGAAUUCUCAGACCCAGAACCAUUCUUUGACUGCGAACAAGCUGCGUCUGAUUUCUCAGAGACUGAGCCCGAUGAGCGUGAGUCAAGAACCUGGUCAGGUGGAGGGCUACCUUGUGUGAGUCAUUCGAGAGUUCUUGAAAAGGUAAAUCAAGGAGUACUGUUAUCCUCUGGAAGUGAAGAUUAUGAAGAUGCUCCUUUUGGCCAAGAGUCUCCUGAUAAUGUGCAUAAAGAGAGUGAAGAGUCACUGCACUCUUCAGAAGCCUCAGACGAAGAAUUUACCUUGUGUGAAGCUCCACAACUACCCCCUAUCUGUAAAACUGGGGCAAAUGUUGAAACUGAUAAUUCUCUGGCAAGGGUAAGAUGAAAUUUGGUAAACUAUUCUAACCUGCAAGCUUUCCCCAGCGCUGAGCUUAUUCAAAUAUAUUUGCUUCAGAAGGACACUACUGCUAACCCUCUUGCCCCAUGGACUGGAUCUAAAACUCCCUAUAACCCUUAUUUUGCUUUGAUUCCAGAUCGAACUAGUCCUAACUCCGCAUGCAACUUUGCUGCCUGUAACCAGCUGUAUCACUUACUGUAAAAGCAUUUGCGACAUGUUUAUCAUCAGCAAAAAGCAUAUUCUUUCUGCAAUUACCUAAAAGCAUGGUCUGUUGUACAAAUAUUUUUCCAAGCUACAGACUGCCAUGUUGUGCUUUCCAAUGCAAAUCACCAAUCACAUUGUAAAAUUCUCGUCAUCGGUGGAAAGUGCACCAUGUCACUCUGCUUACUGCCUACUUUGCUGAAAACAUAGCAUUCGUAUGUGAUUAUCAUUUCUUAAACAAUGAUGGAUUUGUGCUGCCUGGUCAGGAGAUCACCACAGAGCUCGGAUCAA
Messenger RNA from Solea senegalensis (Senegalese sole), 2244 nucleotides. RefSeq lists its product as uncharacterized. Lineage: Eukaryota; Metazoa; Chordata; Actinopteri; Pleuronectiformes; Soleidae. The coding region runs from base 16 to 1740 and encodes 574 amino acids. The record is from RefSeq and is a predicted model, not a curated record. The transcript has a single exon.